Colletotrichum fioriniae is the source of this 930-nucleotide messenger RNA. RefSeq lists its product as uncharacterized. The record is from RefSeq and is a predicted model, not a curated record. NCBI's taxonomy places the organism in Eukaryota, Fungi, Ascomycota, Sordariomycetes, Glomerellales, Glomerellaceae. Gene Ontology annotation, molecular function: protein binding.
AUGGCCGACUCCCAUGCUUCUCACAUCGAUGGAGGCAUCCCGCUGCCUACCGAUGUCGACGAUGAGGAUUUGGCAUUACGGCCAUCGAAUCCUGAUUCUGCCGAGCGCGUCACCCUCAAAUGCGGCGAAAAAGUCUUCACCUUCAGCAAGUCAAAGCUGGUCAAGGACUCUGACUACUUCAGAGCAUGCCUCAACGGCUCCAAUUUUGUUGAGGGCAGAACUUCCGUCAUAGAGUUUGACGAUAUCGAGCCAGAGGUUCUCGAGGCUUACCUACGCGUCGUCGAUAUGACGACUACCGGCAAUCCAAUGGAUGAAUUCAUAGCUAUUACCAAGUGGUAUGGGGAAAAUGCGGAAGACUUCAUCACCGUGAUUGAAGUUUACCAACUUUCCGACCGGUUGCUAAACGAGCCUAUGCGUGUUGAACUGGCCGAGUCUAUCCUGGGCUACAUGCAGCACGAAGCAGUAAAGAUGGUGGACAAAUCAUCGCCAGAGGGUAUCAAAUGGCUAUUCAACACAUACAAGAACGCAUAUGACACCUUGGAUCCCAGCAUUCCCGAUGAGGCCUAUCUCCAGUCUCAGAUUGCGGAGGUUUGCUGUCAACAAAUCGAUAUUGACAAAACCUACGCUUUCGCCCGCACAACUACCAAGGGAGAGGCUUUUCUGGAGGCCGUGCUGAUGGCCACGACUCAACGUAUGGCUACUCUCCUGCAGAAGACCAGAUCUCUCGGCACCAAGGUGGAGCGCCUUAAAGCGGAGAAACAGAUGAUUAUCGAGUAUGGAUACAUUGAGACUGAUGAGUACGACGAUGAUGACGAGAGCGAUGAAGAUGACGAGGACGACGAUGAUGACGAGAGCGAUGAAGCUGACGAGAACGACGAUGAGGAGGAGGACGGAGAUUAUGGCGAAGAUGGCAUGCGCCGAGAUCAUUGA